Messenger RNA from Jaminaea rosea, 1141 nucleotides. RefSeq lists its product as hypothetical. The transcript has 2 exons. The coding region runs from base 87 to 1022 and encodes 311 amino acids. The record is from RefSeq and is a predicted model, not a curated record. NCBI's taxonomy places the organism in Eukaryota, Fungi, Basidiomycota, Exobasidiomycetes, Microstromatales.
CCAUUGAGGACUGCAGGGCUGCUAUGAGAAGCUGCGCGCAUAGCCCUGCUGGUUUGGACGGUCUCCCCUGCGGCGUGUAUGGGUAAAUGACGGAAGGCGCGCUGUGCAAUUUCGUUGCUGGGGUCAAUUCGCUGUUCGGGGGCCAUCGACUUGCAGCAAAGGAGCCAGCGCUCAAGGGCACGCUGCGCUUCGACGAUGGGUCGGCAUGCGGUCGACAGCACUUGGAGUCUUCGGAGUUGGUCACGCAUCCCAACGUCGACCACCGCCUGAUGACGACAAUGAUGGCCAGCCGCUUGCACGAGGCCUUCAAGGCUUCUUCUCCGCCAGCGUCUCCAUCUGCAGCACUCAAGGCAGCGAUCAUGCUGUAUAUGCUGCAAGAGCAGCAUCGUCGUGGCGGCAAAGCUGCAUCUCCCGUCGUCCUUCUCUCCCUCCCGCUACCAGGCGUGGAGGGUGUCCGUCGCUCAUGGCUCAAACUUUUGCCAUCGCAGGGCCUCUCCUGGCAGGCACUCCCUCCACUCCUAGAUGACGACGACGGCGUCGACGGCGACGAAGACGAAGACGAAGAGCCUGAGAAGCCUCGUAAGAAGGUGAAGAAGACGCCUGCUUCUCGAGUUGCUAGCGGCUCGCAACGCCGCCAGCGAAGUACCGUCAAGCCAACCAGUAAGGCUGGGUACCGCAAGACGCAGCCCUGUAACCCACGCGAGUUUUACCAGCAAUUUUGCCUAACGUGCGGUAGUUCUGAGGUUUGCGAGAUGGCUCUACACGGCUCGUCUUGUCGUCGCUGCCAGGAGAAGGGGCUGACCUGCGAUGCUGGCGGACGAGUCCCCGCCUUUCGAGGUGCGAAUGCCCCCACCUUCAGGCUGUUCCGUGAAGGGUUACAUCGAGGCCGACUCGAUCCGCCUCACGACCGGCCAGACGACAAUGGACGGCAGAUACGCCGAGUUGCGCCCGCUGCUCAGAGCAGCAACGCUCAUCAUCAUGGCUCGAGCCGAAUUGUCAGAAGCCGUGGCCUGGGUCGCUGAGAUGGCCAAUAUCGACGCAGAUGAGAGGGGGCAUGUACAGCGCUUCGCUGUCACAUCCCCAACCAAAAUAUAUCCAGUCGGAUUCACAGAAGAGCGGCAGCUGCUGCCGCAGCGCAGCU